Messenger RNA from Owenia fusiformis, 311 nucleotides. The record is from the annotation of a GenBank genome assembly. NCBI's taxonomy places the organism in Eukaryota, Metazoa, Annelida, Polychaeta, Sabellida, Oweniidae.
ACACCAACCGCACACGUUGUCGUACAAGAAACUCCCAAUGCCGAGAGACUGGGGAAUUCGUUGAAGUCGAUGAAAGUUUUGACGAAUACAAGAUGUGAGGCGACCUGUUCUGCAAUACCUGAUAUAUGCGACUCGUAUAACCUAAGACGAGUUAAUGAUGAUACAUUCAAAUACUCGUGUGAGCUAUUCGGCCCAUGCGUAGCACACAGGCCAACUAACUCUACAUCUUUUGAUGUUGAUCAUUACAUAAGAGAAGGAUGUUAUUCGAAUUAUGGCUUGAUACCAACAGUCCCUGACUCAGCACUCUCUGC